Messenger RNA from Gymnodraco acuticeps, 2356 nucleotides. It is a transcript of the gene rhcga, whose product is annotated as Rh family, C glycoprotein a. Gene Ontology annotation, cellular component: plasma membrane. Gene Ontology annotation, biological process: ammonium homeostasis; ammonium transmembrane transport. Gene Ontology annotation, molecular function: ammonium channel activity. The transcript has 11 exons. The record is from RefSeq and is a predicted model, not a curated record. NCBI's taxonomy places the organism in Eukaryota, Metazoa, Chordata, Actinopteri, Perciformes, Bathydraconidae. Bases 67 to 1539 code for a protein of 490 amino acids.
AGCUGCACUGGAAGCUACAGCAGGGAGUCUAGCUGACGAUUGAUCAGGGCAUCAGCAGAGGUCAACAUGGGGAACUUGUGUGAGUGCUUGGGGAAUUUCUUCGGCCGGAAGAACACCAAUGUGCGUGUUAGUCUGCCGGCUGUCUGCUUCAUCUGGCAGAUUGCUAUGAUUGUACUGUUUGGAAUUUUCAUCCGGUAUGAUGAGGAAUCAGAUGUGAAGAAAUGGUUAGAGCUCAAAAAAAGUGCCAACAUCACCAGCAACAUCGAAAAUGACUUCUACUUCAGAUAUCCAAGUUUCCAAGACGUCCAUGUCAUGAUCUUUGUUGGAUUUGGUUUCCUCAUGACCUUCCUGAAACGCUACAGCUUCAGUGGGGUUGGCUUCAACUUCCUGAUCGCUGCCUUUGGUCUGCAGUGGGCUCUUCUUAUGCAAGGCUGGUUCCAUUCUCUGGACCCCGUCACCGCAAAAAUCUCUAUCGGAGUAGAAAGUAUGAUCAAUGCAGACUUCUGCUGUGCCGGCUCUCUGAUUGCCAUGGGUGCCCUGCUGGGGAAAGUAAGCCCCGUCCAGCUGAUGAUUGUCACUUUAUUUGGCGUCACACUGUUUGCUGUGGAAGAAUACAUCAUCCUCGACCUCCUUCAUUGCCGAGAUGCUGGUGGCUCCAUGGUCAUUCACGCCUUUGGAGGGUACUAUGGUUUAGCCAUCUCCUGGGUCCUUUAUCGACCGAAACUACACCAGAGCAAAAGCCUCAAUGGAUCUGUCUAUCACUCUGAUAUGUUUGCCAUGAUUGGCACACUUUUCCUCUGGAUGUUCUGGCCCAGUUUUAACUCAGCCAUCACAGACCACGGCGACGGGCAGCCCAGAGCGGCCAUUAACACUUACCUAGCACUCGCCUCCUCUGUUCUCACCGCUGUGGCCAUCUCCAGCAUGUCUCAGAAGAAAGGAAAGCUGGACAUGGUGCAUAUCCAGAACGCUACUUUGGCCGGUGGGGUUGCCAUGGGAACAGCUGCAGAGUUCAUGAUCACUCCUUACGGUUCACUCAUCGUGGGUUUCUGCUGCGGCAUCAUCUCCACCUUUGGCUACCUCUUUGUCACGCCCUUCUUGGAAAAGACCCUCAAGCUCCAGGAUACAUGUGGCAUCCACAACCUGCAUGCUGUGCCAGGGAUGCUCGGGGGCUUUGUAGGCGCCAUAGUUGCUGCAUUCGCUAAUGAAGACGUCUAUGGCAAAGAGGGGUUGAAACGUGUAUUCGACUUUGAAGGCGAUUUUGCAAACAGAACGCCAGGAACCCAGGGAGGCUUUCAGGCGGCUGGCACAUGUGUGGCUAUUGCAUUUGGACUUGUUGGAGGAGGGAUUGUUGGUCUAAUUCUGCGGUUCCCUAUCUGGGGCGACCCUGCUGAUGACAACUGCUUUGAUGAUGACGUUUAUUGGGAGGUUCCUGAGGAGGAGGAGGAGGAGAUCAUCCCUCCUGUUUUGGAGUAUAACAACCACAUGAUUCACAAGCACCAAGACAUAUCGGAGUCAAACUUUUCUGUGGAGCAAAGUUAGAAAGAUCAACCCUCCUCAGAGAAUUUUGAACUUGAUACAGCUGUGAAACGACACUAAUUUAUGAAGGAGCCACCCUAAAAAAAAAGGGCAAAUCUACGAGACAAGGAAAACACACUGAAUCUGCCACAGCCACACUUGUCAGUGAUUGGAAGCCCUAAGGUUGUGAUAAUGUUGACCAAAUAUCUUAUUAAUGUAAAAAUAUUUUUGAAUCAAACUUCUUGAAGGAAUUUAAAAUUAUAUUUUCAUUCCCUUUUCUAUUUUGGAUGAACAUUCUUAAACUUGCAGAUUCUUAAUGUAGGUUAAAUAUAAUGUACUCGAUUAAAGCAUCUAAUACAUGAUCAGAAAUCAAAUACACUUUGUUCAUCUCAUGCACGCUGAUCAUGAAGGACAUAAGAACUGAAGAAAACGUGUAUAUCAGUUGUUGUAUAUAUUUUUUCUUUAAUAGCCACAGGAACUCCUGCCAUUAAUUGUUGAAUAAUGUCACUGACAUUUGCCAUGAAGAGUCUGUUGACAUGCAGUUUAUUGAGUGUUUGUUCAACAAAUAAGGUUCAGCCAAAUUAGGCAUUUUACGAGUUGUAUGUCUUACUUAGAUAUUUCUUUAAAAUAAUGUAUAGGUCUUGUAAGCUGCUGUACAUAUGAUUGUAUCACUCUAUUUGUUUGGAAAAUAACUUCUUAACUAUUACUUUGAAUGAUUUGGUUGCUGUAGUGUUGAAUAUAAUGUAAUUGUAUGACUAUAUCCAGUUUGAGAUGGACACAUUCAUAAAUCACAUGUAGCUGGCAUUGAUCAAUAAAGUUGUAUUUUUGUCAUUAUCAAGCA